Molecule: messenger RNA, 926 nt
Organism: Chionomys nivalis (European snow vole)
Lineage: Eukaryota; Metazoa; Chordata; Mammalia; Rodentia; Cricetidae
Gene: Ino80c
Product: INO80 complex subunit C
Exons: 5
Coding region: 90-665 (191 amino acids)
Biological process (GO): chromatin remodeling
Cellular component (GO): Ino80 complex
Source: RefSeq, a predicted model, not a curated record
AUCAACACGGAAGUAACCUUCAGCCGGAAGUUCCUGGGCCUGCCUGCGGAGGGGUGGGGGCGGGGAGCCGCAGGCGGACUGCGGGCAGGAUGGCGGCUCAAAUUCCAAUCGUGGCUGCCACUUCUACCCCGACCAUAGCCAGGAACAGCAAGAAGAGGCCAGCCAGCCCUUCCCACAACGGCAGCGGCGGGGGAUAUGGCACCAGUAAAAAGAAAAAGCUCUCCGCCUCCAGCUUUGCUCAGGGUGUCAGCAUUGAAGCCGUGAGUGAGAAUAAAAUGGCGUCCUCUGAGUUUAGUUCGGGGCCUGUGGAAAAAGCUGCCAAACCACUGCCUUUUAAGGAUCCCAACUUCGUGCACUCUGGCCACGGCGGCGCAGCAGCUGGCAAGAAGAACAGGACCUGGAAGAACCUCAAACAGAUCCUCGCUGCCGAAAGGGCGUUGCCAUGGCAACUGAAUGAUCCUAACUACUUUAGUAUUGAUGCUCCUCCUUCCUUUAAGCCAGCUAAGAAGUAUUCCGAUGUUUCAGGCCUUCUUGCCAACUACACAGACCCUCAGAGCAAGCUGCGGUUCAGCACCAUUGAAGAGUUCUCCUACAUUCGCAGGCUGCCGUCUGAUGUCGUCACAGGCUACCUGGCCCUGAGGAAGGCCACGAGCAUCGUUCCCUGAGCCUGGGAAGUGGAGAUGAAGUGGAAAUGACCUUGAAAACAGACUCUGCCCUUGUGGUUUUGUUUCAGAGAAACAGAUGUGUUCUGCUGUCAAUCCAAGAGUGUCAGCUCUGUGUCGUGCAAAGAUUGUCUGGCUUUACCAUAAGGGUCUCUCUGACUUUUUUCCUCCAAGUGUGAUGUACCUCUUUUAAGUCAUACUUCAGUUGUUGCAAGUAAAAAUUGUUUGAUAAGAAAAUAUAGUAAAGUUAUGAAUUUAAGUUAA